Baudoinia panamericana UAMH 10762 is the source of this 586-nucleotide messenger RNA. RefSeq lists its product as uncharacterized. The transcript is spliced from 2 exons. Lineage: Eukaryota; Fungi; Ascomycota; Dothideomycetes; Mycosphaerellales; Teratosphaeriaceae. Bases 187 to 480 code for a protein of 97 amino acids. The record is from RefSeq and is a predicted model, not a curated record.
ACACGGCGCAGCGUGGCGUCUCAGGCGCUGGACUGCUAGCUAUGGCCGAUGACCGCUCUUUGCGCAGCUUCCGCAAUCCGCUCGCACACGCGAAAGAAGAUCCACCUCGAGCGAAGGCGUCCUCCGCUAUGCCAAAGAAAGGUACGAACCGCCUCCGAAUGUCUCCAGUCCAUGUACGUGGAGUAAAUGAAUGCGAAUAACGCUCCUGUUUCGCUAUGCCAAUACCGCUUCUAUGUAACAACGAUCUCCUGUUAUGACCCGAGCACCAUUGAGACGCCCCGCAGCGCUCCGUUUUUCGCUGGUUGUCGGUCAAAGAGCACGCGCAUAAACCACUUCUAUUUUUGCGUGGAUGCUGAUGUUUCUCCAACCGCCUUCGAGCGCGGCUUUACUGCGUCAUGGUCGUGCAGAGCACGAACCAUCGCAACAACGCUCUUCAUGCAUCGUUUAUACUCUCUGACCCUUUCAAGCAGCCGCCACUAAUAAAAUAACUCUACCAACAUCCUCCGCUCCGGGAAACGCUUACUCCGUGUUCGGAGGGGUUGUCCAAGCGUAAAUACACACGUGCGAGUCAUGUAAAAGCUCUGAA